UUUCAUCUGUUUUAAUCCAAAGUUUUGUUCUUUUUAAUGUUUAGAUAUGAGUAGAAAAUUAUUCGUGUUGUGGGUAUCUAUGUUUUGAUGGUUUGGAUAAUAUUCUUAGAUUUUUGGUUUGCCAGCGGGGUGUUGAAGUUGUCUUCUGGCUUAGUGAUUAAUGGAAUUUUGGGGGUUGUUUCUUAUGCGUUUAUCUUAGUAGUUUGUUGAGUAUUACUAUCCAUUGAACUGAAUUAGAUUUUGCUAGCUUUUUGGAAUAUGCAGCUAAAUUUAUUGUUCCAAUGGAAGUUUAAUACUCCAUCUUGAGAACUUCUCAUGUUGGCUUAUAUGCCUAUAUAGUAUAUUUUAAGACCCGUGGAAAGUUAUUAUUGAAUUAUUGAUGGGAAAAUGCUAACAACGCCAGCCUAUCCCCUGAAAACACUGCUGCUAGAGGUAUUUUUGGAGUUCAAUAAAGAGUUCAGGAGUACAACCUGCUGAACAGGCUGCCCUAGCACUAAUGGAUCAAAGUGUUGCAAUUGAGGGGAAAGAGGAUAUACGGAAUGGCCUUGAGAUGGUGAAAUCUGCCUCUGAUAAGCAUAUUGAUCUUCUUAGGCCAUCUGCUCGAUACCAUUCAGCGGCUAGAGCAUGUAUUAGUGUUAUCCAAACAGCUGAAGACACUGUGAUAAUGGCAGGGCAAGCCCCAGAUGCUGCAGACCGUGAAAAGGGAAAGUAUACUCUUCUUAGGGAUCCUGAGGACUUCCAAGUUGGGAUCUAUGACAAACCCCUUCCAUGCUUUGGCUGUGGUAUAGGAUGGUUUUCCUUUCUUUUAGGAUUUGUGUUCCCAUUGAUGUGGUACUAUGCCACAAUUCUUUACUUUGGAAAUUAUUACAGAAAAGAUCCUAGGGAGCGAGCUGGCCUCGCUGCUGCUGCCAUUGCUGCGAUGGCAUGUUCUGUUGUGUUAUUGGUCAUAGUAGCUUACCAUGUUCUCUUUUAGCUCAGCAUUUCAUUUGCUAGUGUGCUCUUAACAUGUACGUGUCAAAACAAGACACUUUCAACUGGAAGAAAUUGCCAAUGCAAAUGUAGAUAGGAAGUACUGGUGGAAGAGCACAAAGUAAAUGUUAUUACAAGGCUAUUCUUCAACAAUUGCAGAUACCAACACUUCAUAAGCAUAUACAAAAACUUGGAACUUCUUUCCCUGUGUUUUAUUGUACCAAUGGGCUUGUGGUGUUAGGGAACAUUGUCGAUUAGCUUAAUAUAUACACAAUUAUGUACGAAUUAGGCAUUGAUGCUUGAGGCACUGUUUAUAUGUGAGGAUAUGUCAUGGGUUCAAUCAAAUAGAUUUAUUUGCGGACAUGACUGGAAGCUCUUUAUCUUGAAUGGGAACUUAGUACACUGGUUCUAUUGUGA
Molecule: messenger RNA, 1386 nt
Organism: Hevea brasiliensis (rubber tree)
Lineage: Eukaryota; Viridiplantae; Streptophyta; Magnoliopsida; Malpighiales; Euphorbiaceae
Exons: 6
Coding region: 497-973 (158 amino acids)
Source: RefSeq, a predicted model, not a curated record